UAUAUAUACAUAUAUCACCUUUCAAACUCAAUCCAUCAAUAUUGCCAAACCAAAUAAGCUCAUCAACAUCAACUGUCUCUCGAAAUUCAGCAUUAGUUAAGAAGCGGAUAAUAUGAUGAGGAGGACAGAAACCUCAUUCCUGGCCUUUCUUAUUCUUCUUCCUCUAGUAGUAGCUGACUUACGAGUUGGCUUCUACAGUGCUACAUGCCCAAAAGCCGAACAAAUCAUCCAACAAGUCGUCCAGAAAAAAUUCUCCAGCGAUCCAUCCAUAACCGCUGCUUUACUUCGCAUGCACUUCCAUGACUGCUUUGUCAGAGGUUGUGAUGCUUCCAUUCUUAUUGACUCCACCAAGAAAAAGGCGUCUGAGAAAACCGCAGGGCCAAACUUGACUGUAAGAGGGUUUGAGGUGAUUGACGAGGCCAAGAAAGCACUUGAGGCUGCAUGCCCUUCAACAGUCUCCUGCGCUGAUAUCAUAACCCUCGCGACUAGAGAUUCAGUCGUUCUAGCCGGAGGCCCGAGCUACAAGUCACCUACCGGACGGCGUGACGGGCUAGUAUCCAACCCCAAUGACGUCAACUUGCCCGGUCCGUCCUUCUCCGUGUCUCAGGCAUUGCAGUCUUUCACAGACAAAGGAAUGACUCUGAAUGAUAUGGUGACUCUUUUGGGUGCACACACAGUUGGUGUUGCGCAUUGUAGCUUUUUUGAAGAUAGGCUCUCCAACUUUCAAGGGACAGGCUCUCCUGAUCCUUCCAUGGACCCAACUCUGGUUACUAAGUUGAAGAAUAUCUGCGCAGGACCUAAUGAUCCUACAGCAUUUUUGGACCAAAAUACAUCAUUUGCCUUUGAUAAUCAAUAUUAUAACCAGGUUAAUUUGAAGAGAGGUGUGAUGCAGAUUGACCAGGAGCUAGGUGUGGACAAAUCAACGGCAGGUAUUGUUUCUGGGUUUGCAUCCAAUGGUGCCAGAUUCAGUCAGAGUUUUGCAACUGCUAUGUUAAAGAUGGGCAGCCUUCAGGAUGGAAAUCCCGGUGAAAUCAGGAAAAAUUGUAGAGUUUUUAAUUAAGUAAUAUUAAUUCAUUUGUGCCUUGUAAUAAUUAAACAAACUUGAAGAAUUACAUUGCUUCUUCUGACAAUAACCAAGUAUGCAUGGUUAUCAUGUCUUCAAAUUGUUGAAAUGUAACCAUGUACGAA
This is a messenger RNA of Fragaria vesca subsp. vesca, 1188 nucleotides long. RefSeq names its product peroxidase 44-like. Gene Ontology annotation, cellular component: plant-type cell wall; plasmodesma. The coding region runs from base 113 to 1060 and encodes 315 amino acids. Gene Ontology annotation, biological process: hydrogen peroxide catabolic process; response to oxidative stress. The transcript is spliced from 2 exons. NCBI's taxonomy places the organism in Eukaryota, Viridiplantae, Streptophyta, Magnoliopsida, Rosales, Rosaceae. The record is from RefSeq and is a predicted model, not a curated record. Gene Ontology annotation, molecular function: peroxidase activity; heme binding.